AUGGAGAGCACGCGAUAUCAUCCCAAGGUUUCGCAGAUGGAGAGCACCCAGGAUCAUUCUGAACCUUCACUGAGGAAGAAGGCGGAAGCAACGUGUCCUCCACUGAAGGAGGAUGUAACCCACCAAUCAGAGCCUUCACGAAUGGAGGAGACCACGCCACUUCAUCCAGAAUCUUCACCAAUGGAGAACGUAGCACAAGAGCCCAAGGCCUCUGCAGUAGACUCUGCAUCACCUCAUUCUGGACCUUUAACGAAGGAGGAUAGACACUCUUGUUUUAAUAAUGUCAAGUUGUUUCUCGCAGCUCUGACGUUUGCUUUCUUCGCGAAAGCAUUAUCUGGGAGCUAUAUGAAGAGUACAAUCACACAGAUGGAAAGACGCUUCAAUAUUCCGAGUUCACUCGUUGGCAUCACUGAUGGGAGCUUUGAAAUUGGGAAUCUGACAGUGAUCGCCUUUGUGAGUCACUUUGGAGCUAAGUUUCAUCGACCAAAACUAAUCGCAACUGGUAUGGUCCUCAUGGCUAUUGGCUCAUUUAUAAUAACCUUGCCCCAUUUCAUCAUGGGACGCUAUGAAUAUGAAUCAGCAAUUAAACCCUCACACAAUUCUACAUUAAAUGUGUCCUUGUGUUCAACUGACCCGUAUGACAAGCUAACGCCAGAAUUCCUGAACAGCUCCUCAAAAGUGCCUAAACUGGGUUGCGAAAAAACAAUUGAAUCCUCCCUCUGGGUCCUUGCACUCCUUGGAAAUCUCAUCCGUGGAAUUGGGGAGACACCAGUCAUUCCUUUGGGUAUAUCUUACCUUGAUGAUCACGCUAAACAGGAAAACUUUGUCUUCUAUUUAGGAUGCAUGUACACAUUUGGAUUGUUGGGCCCCUUAUUUGGCUUUGUGCUGGGAUCAUUCUGUGCCAAGCUGUUUGUGGACAUAGGAUUUGUGAGCUCAGACAGCCUGACAAUUACACCAAAGGAUAGUCGAUGGGUUGGUGCCUGGUGGCUUGGCUUUUUAAUAGCUGGGAUGCUAUCCAUUCUUGCUGCAAUACCAAUAUGCUUCUUUCCAAAAAGCAUGCCGAGAGAGGGAGAAGGGAAGACAAAACACAACAGGUCCCCUGAAUGGUCUGGAGAAGGAGACCAUAGAAUGUCUGACCAUCCAUCUCAACAGUCAUCCACGUUUUCCGCACUGGCAAAAGGUUUCUUGCCAUCUGUGAAACGCCUGUGUUGCAACCCAAUUUAUGUAUUGCUUCUAAUGCAAGGCACCUUACUAAUGAACAACAUGAUCGGAACAUUAACAUUCAAACCCAAGUUUAUGGAGCAACAAUAUGGCCAGACAACAUCAAGAGCCAAUCUUUUACUGGGGCUUGUCAAUAUUCCUCCCAUGGCGAUUGGAAUUUUCUGCGGUGGGCUGGUGAUGAAGAGAUUCAAGUUAAAUGUGAUUGGAGCGGCGAAGUUCUGCAUUGGGACAGCUGUUGCUUCAUGGAUGCUUCUUGUCUUAUAUUUUACAAUGGGCUGUCAGAAGACACCAGUAGCAGGUUUGACAGCCUCCUAUGUCGGAGUCAUGGAGAGAUGGGACAAUGAGCACAGUUUAUUCUCCCAGUGUAACACUGACUGCAUGUGCUCAAGCUCAGAGUGGGAACCUGUCUGUGCUGGAAAUGGACUAACUUACGUUUCUCCUUGUCUUGCUGGUUGCAACUCAUCGAGUGGGACUGGACUAAAGAUGGAAUUCCACAACUGCAGGUGUGUUUCCCAUUUGACAGCUCCCAAUUCUUCUGUAGUACUGGGACAGUGCCCAAAAACUGAAGAUUGCAACAAAGUCUUUCCAUAUUACUUAGCAGUAACCAUUCUCGAAUCGUUCACCCUUUCAUUUGGAGGCAUGGCCGAGUUUGAGGUACUAAUCAGGUCCAUUGAUACAGAGAUGAAACCCCUGGCAAUAGGCAUUUACAGCCUGAUGAUAAGAAUGUUCGCUGGAAUUCCAGCUCCUAUUUACUUUGGAGCUCUGAUAGACACAACAUGCCUGAAGUGGGGAACCAACAGUUGUGGGAGGCGAGGGGCUUGCAGGCUGUAUGACACGGAUGCUUUCAGGUAUGUCUACCUCGGAAUGCCUGCCGGGAUUGGAGUGGCCUGUUUUGCUCUAUUUAUUCCGUUUUUUAUGCAAGUGAAGAAGCGUUUUGCAAUAAAAGAUGAAAAAGCAUUUGACAAUGUAUGUACAGAACUGGACAUCAUUAAUGAAGAUAAUGACCGCACUGGCUGUGACCUCUCGAUGAAUGCAGUCAAUCCUGAUCCAUGA
Messenger RNA from Hemiscyllium ocellatum (epaulette shark), 2274 nucleotides. RefSeq names its product solute carrier organic anion transporter family member 1C1-like. Gene Ontology annotation, molecular function: protein binding. Gene Ontology annotation, biological process: transmembrane transport; sodium-independent organic anion transport. Lineage: Eukaryota; Metazoa; Chordata; Chondrichthyes; Orectolobiformes; Hemiscylliidae. Gene Ontology annotation, cellular component: membrane. The record is from RefSeq and is a predicted model, not a curated record. The coding region runs from base 1 to 2274 and encodes 757 amino acids. The transcript has 14 exons.